Molecule: messenger RNA, 827 nt
Organism: Pelecanus crispus (Dalmatian pelican)
Lineage: Eukaryota; Metazoa; Chordata; Aves; Pelecaniformes; Pelecanidae
Source: RefSeq, a predicted model, not a curated record
AUGGGUAUUGACACAGUGUACGAAAGGGAGCAGCAGAAAUACGGCUACACGCACCUUUCUGCUGGUGACCUCCUUCGAGAUGAACGAAAAAGGCCAGGCUCACAGUAUGGAGAACUCAUUGAGAACUACAUUAAGGAGGGGGAAAUUGUACCGGUUGAAAUAACAAUCAGCUUGCUGAAGAGGGCUAUGGAUCAAACAAUGGCUGCAAAUUCCCAGAAGAACAAGUUCUUGAUUGAUGGAUUUCCUAGGAAUGAAGAUAAUCUUCAAGGCUGGAAUAAGACUAUGGAUGGAAAGGCGGAUGUUUCUUUUGUUCUUUUUUUUGAUUGUGACAAUGAGAUAUGUAUUGGCCGCUGUCUUGAAAGAGGCAAGAGCAGUGGUAGGAGUGAUGAUAAUCGGGAGAGUCUGGAAAAGAGAAUUCAUACAUAUCUGCAGUCUACUAAGCCUAUAAUAGACUUAUAUGAGAGAAUGGGAAAAGUCAGAAAAGUGGAUGCCUCUAAAUCUGUUGAUGAAGUUUUUGAAAAAGUUGUACAAAUUUUCGACAAAGAAGGCUAAUUCCCAGCUUGAAAGUUCAUUUAAACUCGUGCUUGAAUCUUGCUUGAAUAGCUGCUACUGCAGUCCACUCUUUGUAAUUGUUUUAAAAGAUUUUUUUAUUGUUUUUUCACAUAUCUAAUGAUGAUUGGAAAAGCAGUUAAUUACAAAUGGAUCUGUUUUUUAAAUAGGAAAUCAUUUCUUGUGGCUACAGUAUACAAAUUUCAGGGUUCUCCAUUAGUACAAGCUCACUUACAUGGCAAAACCACAGUUAAAACAUCUCUCUGAAGAGACUAUUU